Dentiscutata heterogama is the source of this 786-nucleotide messenger RNA. Lineage: Eukaryota; Fungi; Glomeromycota; Glomeromycetes; Diversisporales; Gigasporaceae. The record is from the annotation of a GenBank genome assembly.
AUGUAUGAAAUUUACCAAGAAACGUUUAACCGAAAGACAAGAAAGACGAAACACUUAAAUAAAGGCCAGCAGCAAGAACAUCGGUCUCAGCAGACUGUGAAUAGGUAUUACCGAAGGAAAUUGCGAAAGAAGACCACAUGCUCGAACUGUGGAACGGAUGGACACACUGUUUCCAUGUGCCCCGACGUCAAGUUAUUGGAUGAAAAAGUUACAGCCCUCGAUGAAACCGGCGAAAUCUUUGAGAGAGCUGAAAAGGACGAACACAAGUCACUCACGCAUUACUAUCAAAAAUCAUCAGAGACGGGAAAUUUUGAUGGAACGCUUCAGGAUCAAUGCUAUGAAAAUGAAAGUGAACUAGCAAGAGCCGACGAAGAAACUUACUUAAAGGCGCUAAGAAUCUUCGAACCUGAUGAUGAAAGUGGUGAUGAAGCCGAUGAUUUAAAAGACGAAAAGAAAGGAGAAGUCAACGAUGGUGAACAUGAUGACGAUACGACGACUACUAAAAAAGACAACGAAGCAUACGAAAUUAAACAUUACUACGAAAAUGGAAAAAGAAUAGAAAAAGAUGGCGACUAUGCAACCUAUCUGGAUUGUGCUGGAAAUCUUGGAUACAAUGGAGACGACAACGAAGACAGUAAUAAAACCGACAAAGAUGAUGAUGAUAAUGGCGAAUUGAAUGAUGCUGAAGAAAAACACGGAUGGUAUCGGAAUUAUGCUGAAAAUGACGGACGAUCACCCACUCCGGAAAAGGACCUCGAAAUAACUUGUGAAAUAUGGAUGAGAAAA